UCUGGAGGAGGAGGUACCAGGGGCAGGCUGAGGAUGCCAGUGGACAACCAGCAAGCCAUGGUGCGCAGGGAGUCCGUGGUCAACCUGGAAAACUUUAAGAAGCAGUAUGUCCGCAGGCGGUGGAAGCUGUCCUUCAGCAUUGUCUCCUUGUGUAACCACCUCACACGCUCCCUGAUGAAGAAGGUGCACUUGAGGGCCAGCGAGGACCUGGUGAGUGCGCGCAGAGCCCUCUGCUUGGGCACAACUCCUGGACUGUGGGAGUGGGGGGGAGGAGCAUAGUAACUAUUUCCAGCCUGUCCUUCAGGUCCUGCCCUCUUCAGCCCUGAAGGCUGCAGGGCGGCCAGUGGAGGGCGAUGUUUGAGGAGCCACCAGGGAUCCGUCCUUUCCCAUGGCCUCUUUAAGGGACCACUGCUGCCACUCCACCA
Messenger RNA from Acomys russatus (golden spiny mouse), 425 nucleotides. RefSeq names its product death-associated protein kinase 2-like. The record is from RefSeq and is a predicted model, not a curated record. Lineage: Eukaryota; Metazoa; Chordata; Mammalia; Rodentia; Muridae. The transcript is spliced from 3 exons. The coding region runs from base 34 to 279 and encodes 81 amino acids.